AUGAAUGCUUCCGGAAUACCAUCGGCAGGUAGCUGCAAGACAUGCAAUCGGUCGGAUCAAGCCGAAGAUAUGGUCGCGUGCGACGGCUGUGGAACCUGGUUUCAUUUCACUUGUGCGGGAGUGCAGGCUUCCAUCUGCAACAAGCCAUGGUACUGCGGCUAUUGUUCGACUCAAGGCGACAAUCAAAGCAGCUCAGCGAUAUCUGUCGGCUCAGGUAGCUCUAGUGCUCGUUUACGUUUGAGGCAGCUAGAAGAGUCCAAAGCACUGGAUGAUCGUUUGCUACUACAACAAGCAGAAAAAGAGCGAGCUUUUUUAGCUGAAAAGCACCGGUUGGAGACUGAAAUUCAGUGCGAACGGCAACUGAAAGGAAGCACAUCGAGUUUUAGAAGCCGGCUCAGUCGUCGCAGUCAUCGGAGCGAGAUUAGAACCUGGAUCAAUCAAUCGAUGGAAACUCCACCGACGGUCGUAACACAACAAGCUGGUGCGUCAACAUCAACUCCCGUUGGGUCCUCCGGGAACGUCAUUCAAGCAGUAAAAGACAUGCGAUUGACCCAGCCAGUUCAGUCAAUCCCCCAGGGGAAUCAUCAGGAGGUUGUUCAGAAAAUCGUCGUCCCACCUCCGCCUACCAACACGAAUAUCGUACAUACCACUAUAGCUGUUCCACUAGGAACUGAAUUGAAAACAAGUGUUGCUCCUAUUAUAACCAACGCUAUUUACCCGCCUAAGCAGCCAAUUCCGGCACCGCAUCACGAUACUUUACGCCGAGAUCAGCAGAAACAACAUCCUCCAGGUCCGCCUAAGCAAGCACUUCCACCGACAAGCCAGUCAGGUCAAUUAGAGGUAGCGCUACCAGGCAUGAAUCUUACGGUGGGAAAGUCAGUUCCUGCCGCAUCUCAUUUAGAAGAUCGAAAACAAGAGAAAGCGUUAGAUAGGCAUCAACAAACCCAUCUGUAUAAUCAGCGCGACGGUCAAUUAAAAAGCUAUUCUUUGCAGCCAGCAGGGAACCACAAUGCCACGUCGCUGAAUGCUCCAUUGCCCCCUGCCCAGUGGCACUCAAGCGCUAAUAUAAGUUCCAUGCAUAGUCAGCAGCAGUUCCAUAAAAUUAAUCAGAACCCCAUUGCACCAUCGAUCAAUACCUUCUAUCCGAUGAAUUUCUACCCACCGCAGUAUUACACCGGAAUGAGUACAGGUGUGUCGCCAGCUUGGAUGCACCAACACACCGCGAACCAGCUGUCGGGUGCGACUGAAGCUAAUGAAGCUGUGCCUCAAGUAUAUGCGGCGACAGCGCAGCAUGAUCGCCAGCAAAAUAUGCAGCAAAAUAUCCAGCAAAAUAUCCAGCAGCCACUUCCUGGCCAAGCUUCGGGUAUCUACUUUACACCAGCUACUGAAGGAGUCUUGAGUGCACAGCAACUGGCAGCACGUCAAGUUGUAUCACGCGAAUUGCCUAAGUUUUCAGGUGAUCCUCUCGAGUUGCCAAUGUUUAUCAACGCGUUUGAGUCCACUACGGCGAUGUGCGGUAUACAGCCAGAUGAAAAUUUGGCUAGGUUGCAAAAAAGCUUGGUAGGGGGCGCCCGGGAGAAAGUUCAGAGCAUAUUAACUCUUCCUGCAGCGAUUCCCGAGAUCAUUCAAACUCUGCGGGAUGAAUGCGGACGACCUGAACAGCUAGUUCAUUGUUUACUGGAAAAGAUUCGUCAUGCUGCUCCGCCAAACGUAAACAAACUUGACACUCUUAUAAAUUUCGGUAGGGAGGUCAAAAAUUUAGUGAUUUUUAUCGAAGGCGCCAGACUACAAGACCAUUUAUCGAAUCCGAUGUUGCUGUCAGAGCUGGUUGGAAAGCUACCCCCAAGCCUACGGUUAGAAUGGGGGCUUCAUACGCAGAAAGUUCCUCAAAUAACGCUAAAAGCAUUUAGUGAUUACGUCACAGCCAUCAAAAGUGCUGCUUGCAAAGUCUCGUUACCUUCAGACUGUUUUCAGGAAGAAAAUCGACGAGGUAGGAAGGAGAAAGGUGGUUUCGUGAAUGCACAUUCUGUUGAGGAGAAGUCUACGAUCGCUUCGAGCUCAAAAAAAGAGUAUCAAGCCAAAUUCGAGAACAUCGCUCCCAAACCAUGCCCCGCGUGUAACAGGAAUGAUCACAAACUGCGGAACUGCGGUAAAUUCAAAGGUUUCAAUAUGGACCAACGAAAGCGUAUUGUUGAACAGUCGAAACUAUGUCAACGUUGCUUGGGAAGUCACGGUAAAUGGCCUUGCCGAACGAAACAAUCCUGUGAAGUCGAUGGUUGCAAUGAGUUUCAUCAUAGCCUUCUCCAUUCACCAAAUCCGAAGCAGGCAAGCCCAGUUCUGCCAACAGGCUCGUCGGGAGUUAUUUCUGCUCAUUGUUCUCGCCAAGCUGGUGUUUUAUUCAAGGUGCUUCCAGUCGUUCUGUCAAAUCAUGGCAAGUCUGUUUCAACUUACGCAUUUUUAGACGACGGAUCCAACCUCACGUUAAUGGAAGAGGAAGUCGCUGAAGAACUUGGAUUGAAUGGGAAUAUCAGUCCGUUAUGCAUUCAGUGGACAGGAAGUGUAACCAGGAAUGAAUCUACAUCACGGCAGGUAGAAUUGCGCAUUUCUAACGCGCAUGGUGGGCGGGAGUACACUAUCUCAGAAGUCCAAACGGUUCCUCGUCUUGACCUACCGCAACAGAACCUGGACUAUGCGGAACUUUCCAAACAGUUCCCCCACUUGAAAGGACUUCCUGUGAGCAGCUUUUCCAAUGCUGUGCCACGGAUUCUCAUUGGAUUGGAUAACGCAACACUGAAGUUGACCUUAGACAAACGCGAGAGACGCAGUAGCGAACCGGUUGCAGCCAAAACGCGCCUUGGGUGGACGAUUUUUGGCGGCGGACAGAGGGGAGUAAAACAAUCCGAUCGCGUAAUGUUUCAUAUGUGCGAUUGCACUGCAGAUGACACGCUGCACCGUCUCGUUAACAACUAUUUCGAUGUUGAAAACAUGGGAACAAAACCGGUCACAUCUUUAGAAUCUCCCGAAGAUCAACGCGCCAGGCAAAUUUUAAUGCAAACUACCCGGCGAACUGAGUCAGGGAGGUUCGAAUGUGGGCUGUUGUGGAAGAGCGACACAAUCGAGUUUCCUGAAAGCUACGCAAUGGCCGAGCGUCGCCUAGUUUGCUUGGAAAAGAAACUAGGCAAGGAUCAAGAGCUGAAAAGGAAAGUCGUAGAGCAGAUUGAAGAGUAUCUUGAGCGCGGCUAUGCACACAAAGCAACUGAAGAGGAGCUUCGUAAUUCUGAUCAACUUCGCGUCUGGUACCUUCCCUUGGGUAUUGUUCGGAAUCCUCGCAAACCUGAGAAAGUGCGCAUUGUGUGGGAUGCAGCAGCACGUGUGGGAGACGUAUCCCUUAACUCUAUGUUGCUGUCGGGGCCAGAUCUGUUGACUCCGCUCCUGAAGGUUAUGUUCCAAUUUCGACAACGGCAGUACGUUGCAGUAGGAGAUGUACGUCAAAUGUUUCACCAGUUGCUGGUUAGGCAAACAGACCGACAAGUUCAAAGAUUCUUGUUUCGAUCGGAACCGGAACAAGCGCCGACUGUAUACGUCAUGGAUGUCGUAAUCUUUGGCGCAUCAUGCUCACCGUGUCUUGCGCAAUAUGUAAAAAACACGAACGCAAGGGAAUUCGAGGAAUUGUAUCCAGAAGCUACAUUGGCGAUUAUUAAUAACACUUACGUUGAUGAUUUUCUGGAUAGCAAGGAUACGGUAGAUGAAACAGUGCGGAUAGUAGAAGAGGUGCGACUGAUUUUCGACAAAGCUGGGUUCGAGAUUCGCAACUGGCAGUCCAAUUCUGAGGAAGUUCUUCGACGGGUCGGGGUCGACUUUAUGGAAACAACGAAACGUUUUGCGGCGGAGAAAUCGACGGUGGCAGAACGAGUGCUUGGGAUGGUAUGGAUUCCCAAGGUUGAUUCUUUCGUAUUUUCUACGCAGUUCCGUGAAGAUCUUCAACCAUUAUUAACGGGGAACAUCGUUCCAACCAAGAGACAAGUUCUUCGUGUGGUAAUGAGUCAUUUUGAUCCACUCGGGAUCGUAGCUUUCUAUACAGUUCACGGAAAAAUAUUAAUCCAAGACGUGUGGAGAUCCGGCAUAAAAUGGGACGAUCCGAUAACAGUACAAAAUUUUGAGAGUUGGCAACGUUGGGUGAAAUUGAUUCCUAAUCUGAUGGAAAUUCAAAUGCCGAGAUGCUACUUCCCGAAGUACAACCUAGGAAGCUACGACACUCUCGAGCUCCAUGUUUUUGUCGAUGCUAGCUUGAUGGCCUAUUGUGCUGUAGCUUACUUCCGAAUCAUUGACAACGGUACACCUCGCUGUGCUCUAGUAGCUGCCAAAACGAAGGUGACUCCCUUGAAACCUCAAUCGAUUCCACGUAGCGAGCUGUGCGCGGGUGUGAUCGGAGUGAGGCUUCUUAAAAGCAUUCAGGAGAAUCAUUCAAUUCCAAUCCAGAAGCGCUACAUGUGGACAGACUCAACAACCGUUCUGGCUUGGUUGCGAUCAGAUCCACGAAAGUAUCAGCAAUUUGUUGCCUUCCGAGUUGCAGAAAUUCAGUCGGAAACAAGCAUUGACGAGUGGGCUCAUGUUCCGUCUAAUCUAAAUCCCGCCGAUAAGGGUACCAAGUGGGGAAACGGCCCUUGCUUUGAUCCGGAAAAUUCAUGGUUCACUGGAUCAACAUUCCUACAUCGGCUGAAGCAUGAGUGGCCACGUCAACCUACUACAUUUACCGAUCCGCAGCAGGAAGUCAAAGCGAUUCAUCAUCACGCAGUAGUUUGUGACUCGACAAUAGAUUUCACGAAUUUUUCUCGCUGGGAAGAUCUACUGAAAAGGUUAGCCUAUGUGUAUCACUUCGUUCAUUGUUGUCAAAAGCGAAGAAGAAAGUCAACGGGAUGUAGAAUUGUUAUAUUAGAACAACGAGACUUCGAAGCCGCUGAAGCAAGUGUGUGGCGAUUAGUUCAAAGACAGGCGUUUGCCUACGAAAUCGAUGUCAUUCGCAAGAACUCCGAGUUAUCAGAGGAGAACAAGAAGUCCUUGAAAAGAAGCAGUGAAAUCGGAAAAUUGUCGGCAUAUUUGGACGAUAAAGGGGUACUGCGAAUGCAAAGUCGAAUCAACACCGGUGUGGCCUAUUACUCUUUCGAUUUCGUGAGUCCAGUGAUAGUUCCUAGAAAAACACACGUCACCAAUCUGCUGAUACACAAAUACCAUCAACGUUACGGACAUGCCAAUGUAGAAACCGUCGUCAACGAGUUGCGUCAACGAUACUACAUACCCAAAAAUCGUUGCAUGGUGAAGAAUGUAGUGAAGCAAUGCGUGUGGUGUAAAGUCUACCGAGCUAAACCAAUCGCGCCCAGGAUGGCUAUGUUACCGCACCCAAGAGUUAGGCCGUACGUAAGACCAUUCACAUUUACGGGUCUAGAUUAUUUUGGACCAUUGACCGUGAAGCGAGGACGAACUAUUGAAAAACGCUGGGUGGCACUUUUCACAUGCUUAACUAUACGCGCUGUGCAUGUAGAGGUAGUCCACUCACUGUCGGCAGAUUCCUGUAAAAUGGCAAUUCGCCGAUUCGUUGCGCGGAGAGGCGCUCCUCAGCAAAUAUACAGCGAUAACGGGACCAAUUUUCGAGGGGCAGCUCGCGAACUUGCAGUCGAAAUCAAGACUAUCAAUCGAAAAUUAGCGUCCACGUUCACCAAUGCAGAAACUGAGUGGGUUUUUAAUCCUCCUUCUGCUCCACACAUGGGCGGUGUGUGGGAGCGAAAGGUGCGUUCAAUCAAAGAUGCAUUUAAAUCCCUUCACCAUGCUCGUCACCUGAACGAUGAGGAAUUGAUGACCUUUAUGGCAGAAGCGGAGAUAAUUGUCAAUUCCCAUCCUCUGACAUUCAUACCCUUGGAGCAUUCAUCUGACGAGGCCAUAACACCGAACAAUUUCAUUCUCAUGAGUUCGAGCGGCGCUAACACCACUUCAAGAAUAUCGGUGAAUGAGGACUUUCCAUUGAGAGUCAAUUGGAAGAUGAUGCAACAGCUUUUAAACCAAUUUUGGAAGCGGUGGAUUCAAGCUUACCUUCCAACCAUAGCUCGCAGGACCAAGUGGUUUAGCGACGUUCGUCCGCUUCAAAAUGGAGAUCCAGUGGUCAUUGUAGACGAGACGGUCCGUAACGGAUGGUUACGAGGUCGAAUCACUAAAAUCUACCUCGCGAAGGACGGUCAGGUGAGGAAGGUUGACGUCCAAACGUCGUCUGGAGUGCUUCAAACACCAACGAUCAAAGUAGCCUUGCUGGACAUCAUUGAGAGUAAGACCAUUCAAGAUGAAGGUAUUACGGGUCGGGGUGUUGCGAAAUGCGGGUAUUAG
Molecule: messenger RNA, 6372 nt
Organism: Topomyia yanbarensis
Lineage: Eukaryota; Metazoa; Arthropoda; Insecta; Diptera; Culicidae
Exons: 1
Coding region: 1-6372 (2123 amino acids)
Biological process (GO): DNA integration
Molecular function (GO): nucleic acid binding
Source: RefSeq, a predicted model, not a curated record